UUAGCCCAAGUAAUCGAUAGCGGUUUCAAUGAAUUUGUGUUUCUUUCUUCUAAAUUGAUCCUGCUUGUGUCUAUUUGAUUUGAUUAUGGAAGUUGGCAAUUGGGUUUGACCGGUAGUUUCUGAUUUUUGGUAUAGCUUGAAAACAUGAACACAAGGGUCAUUACUAGGAAAGCUCCAAUUCCAAUUUAAUAGCACAUGAGAAAAGUAAUUGAAGUUGCUGAAGUCUGAAGUCAGACAAGGGUAGAUGAUGCAGGGAAGCUUGAGAAAUGCACAUAAAAGGGGGAAAGCCUCUAGCAGAGAAAGAAAAUUGGCAUUGCAACAGGAUGUGGAUAGGUUGAAGAAGAAGCUUAGGCAUGAAGAGAACAUUCACAGGGCAUUGGAGAGGGCUUUCAAUAGACCUUUGGGAGCUUUGCCUCGUCUUCCUCCUUAUCUCCCUCCUUAUAUACUGGCCCUUCUGGCUGAAGUGGCAGUUCUGGAAGAGGAAAUUGUUAGGCUUGAAGAGCAGGUUGUUCAUUUCAGACAGGAUUUGUACCAGGAAGCUGUCUACAUGUCAUCUUCUAAGAGGAAACUGGAACACUCAGUUUCAUCUCCUUCAAACAAUUCAAACCCAACAUUGGAUAGUCCCAAGUUGGAUAAAUUGAAGUCUCUUUACCAUUCAGCUGGUAAUCCAUCUGCAGCUAGGCCUGCCACAACACUCACUGAGGAUAGACAAGGGAAAGAGAAUCAAUCCUGUACUAAUUCUUCCAAAAGCAGGCAACAAUCCUCCAACCAAAUGACCAAAACUCCAAUUAAAAAACUCCAUUUUGACAAUAAAUCACCGCAGAAAAGGUGUCAUCCUUCAAAAGGGAAGCAAGAACCAAGGGUGAAUAGCCAGAAAAUUGUAGAUGUAAGAAAUCCUAGUCUACGUAAAAAUUCACAAGAAGUUGACAGCCCAAAUGUAAUUUCAGAGAAUAUUCUAAAGUGCUUAUCAAGCAUUCUCUUGAGAAUGAGUUCUGUGAAGAAUCCAGGUUCUGCUGUUGACAUACCAUCCUUAUGGGGUUUAAAACCUCAAAGCUGUGUUGAAGGAACCGAGUAUUGGGAUCCAUAUGGUAUCUGUUCGGAAUUUGAAAAGAGGGACAUUGGUCCAUACAAACAACUAUGUGCAAUUGAUGCUAAAUCUUUCAAUCCAAAACGAACUGCAAAUACUUUGUUUUUGCUAAAUCGGUUGAAACUUCUAUUUAGGAAACUAGUUUCUGUCAACUUAGAGAACCUCAACCAUCAGGAGCAGCUUGCAUUCUGGAUCAACAUCUAUAACUCGUGUAUGAUGAAUGCAUUCAUAGAGAAUGGCAUACCAGAGAGUCCUGAAAUGGCAGUUGCACUGAUGAGGAAGGCAACAAUAAAUGUGGGUGGACACGUGCUAAGUGCAACAACCAUAGAGCAUUUCAUUUUAAGACUUCCCUAUCACUGGAAAUUUACAUUUUCCAAGGGAACAAAAAAUCAUGAAAUGACAGCAAGAAGCAUGUAUGGACUGGAAUUGUCAGAACCCCUAGUAACAUUUGCUCUAUCUUGUGGAACUUGGUCCUCUCCUGCUGUGAGAGUUUACACAGCAUCCCAGGUUGAGAACGAACUGGAAGUGGCCAAAAGAGAGUACUUACAAGCAGCAGUUGGAAUUUCAACUUCAAAGUUUGCUAUCCCAAAGCUAUUGGAUUGGUAUCUACUGAACUUUGCAAAAGACUUGGAAUCAUUGCUGGAUUGGAUCUGCCUCCAAUUACCAAGUGAACUAGGGAAAGAAGCCAUUAAAUUCCUUGAGAAAAGAAAAACUGAGCCCCUCUCACAGUUUGUACAAAUUAUGCCAUAUGAGUUCAGCUUUAGAUACUUAAUUUGCACAUAAUUUCACACCAGUUUUCUUUACAUUGCAAUUUUGUAUACAGCUGUAGAUCAUACAUAUAAAGAAUGUAGAUGAUCAACAGUUCUUCCU
Molecule: messenger RNA, 1957 nt
Organism: Abrus precatorius (Indian licorice)
Lineage: Eukaryota; Viridiplantae; Streptophyta; Magnoliopsida; Fabales; Fabaceae
Exons: 11
Coding region: 245-1870 (541 amino acids)
Source: RefSeq, a predicted model, not a curated record